Molecule: messenger RNA, 1167 nt
Organism: Eufriesea mexicana
Lineage: Eukaryota; Metazoa; Arthropoda; Insecta; Hymenoptera; Apidae
Exons: 4
Coding region: 230-1159 (309 amino acids)
Source: RefSeq, a predicted model, not a curated record
UCGAAUAUCAAUAUCUCUUUCGUACUUAUUCUUUCUUCUUUGAGUUAGAUUCUCAGAAAUUAUUCUCCCAGAUAAAUAAACGUCCAGAUAGUCCUGAACUGCAGACACUGAAGCAAGUAACUAGUUAUGGAAAAAUCGCUCCUGCUUCUCAUAUCUUAUGAGAUAUUAUGGAACACUUCACGUAACUAAAUAAUCAAAAAUAGAUUUGAGAUGUUUCCAAAGAAGCCUAAUGUUUGCGGUAGUAAAUUACUACACGGCAACGGUGCUUUUUGCACUUGUUCACCGAUCAUUCUCAGCGAUGGUUCUUCCCAGGCCACCUUCUUCACAGAACUACAUCCAACGCUUCGAUCGAAAAGGAAACGAACAGAAGCUUUACGAGGGAAAGUCUUUGCAAAGCUUCUUACAAAAUCCCAACAUGGAAAGAGCAAAUACCAACGAUUACAGUCUUGUAGAAAUCGAACUUCAAAGCCCGAAUGAAAUGGAUGUCACCAGUCUGCAAGAUAUCGUGCAUGCAAUGCUGAAACAAUCCGAGCAAGUUCAUAAUGACAGUUACCCAAAUCCAGAAGUGGUGCCUCACUCAAUUUUCGGUGUAAGAGACGUCGGCUUAACCCCGAACUUCAAAAUAAACGCGGUUAACGAAGAGAGACACGUUUUAAUACGUCCAUCGAAAUUUCAAAAUGUCGACGAAAAAUUGUACUAUUUGAAGAAUGGGAGGCCAAAGGUUUACGUGAAUGUGAGAGGUCGCAGCGGUUCCUUUCGAAAGGAUGUGAGUUCUAGAACGACAUCUAGUAACGAACCUGUAGAAUUUCUGAGAAUGACGCCUCCUGUGCAUAGACCAACCGACUGGAAGACUCAUCACGAUAAAAUAAUUCGUCCGUUAAAGAAAUUCGAGCAUCAAACCAACACCAAACGCGAAUAUCAGAAACGCUUUUUAAAGAACGAAGCUAAGAAACUAAGCAGAUUAGCUAUAGUUUAUGGUCUGGAUGACUCCACUACUGAGAACUCGAUGGUAACCUCUAGCGAGUUACCCAAGCAGAUACCAGCGCCACCGUCGAAAUUUCCAAGCAGAACACUAAUGGCGCAGACCACGCCAGUUCAAAAGUACGCUUUAAAAAGAACGAAUAUAUUACCAGAAUAUAGCUACCCUGACAUUUCAUGAUAUUUCAA